UCUAUUAUUGAGCUUAUAGAUCGUGAGAAAAUCGCUGCUUUCGGUCAAAUCGGUGCGAGCUAUUGUUGUGUGAAUAUCAUAUAGUGCUCCACAAAGAUGAAGGCUCUCCUGUUGUCUGUGCUUUUGUUCACGACCCUGGUGUCUUCGGCACCCGCCGACAACAAGGACGUCAUACCGAUCAUCAGUCAAACGCAAGAGGGUCCCAAUCCCGACGGCUCGUACAAGUGGGCCUACGAGUCCGGCAACGGGAUCAAAGCCAACGAGGAGGGCGCGGUGAAAAACGCCGGCUCGGAGAACGAGGCCAUGUCGGCGCAGGGCGCCUUCAGCUACAAGGGCGACGACGGCGCCGACUACUCCAUCACGUACAUCGCCGACGAGAACGGCUUCCAGCCCCAGGGCGCGCAUCUGCCCACGCCUCCACCGAUCCCGGAAGCCAUCAAGAAGGCUCUCGAGUGGAACGCGGCUCACCCGGAGGAGGACGAGGACGGCGGCAAGAAGGGAAAGAAAUAGUGAAAGAAUAACCGCCUCGUAGCGUAAUACCUCGUGUCAAGAAGUGAAUCGAGUAUAUUUUUGUAUGUUUAUUCGGAUCUCGCGAGUUUUUUUUUUUUUUUUGAAGUUGUGAACCCAAGUGUCGGAAACGCGAUGAAAAUUUUCUUUUAGCCAAUUAACAGAUAUCAUUGUAUAUACUUAGUUAUCACUUGUAGUUUUUUUUUUGUUGAAGAGGAACUCGAUACAAAAUAUACAAGUAAUGUUUCUCUUGAAAAUAUAUAAACUCAAUUAUUCCUAUAUGAUUAUACCAUUGACUAUAUACACGACGUGCACUGUUAUGUUUUGUAAUCAAUAAUGUAAUAUAAAUAUAGUAUUUAAUAAUAAAAGACAAUGCUACUA
Molecule: messenger RNA, 888 nt
Organism: Trichogramma pretiosum
Lineage: Eukaryota; Metazoa; Arthropoda; Insecta; Hymenoptera; Trichogrammatidae
Gene: CPR22
Product: endocuticle structural glycoprotein SgAbd-4-like
Exons: 2
Coding region: 97-510 (137 amino acids)
Cellular component (GO): chitin-based extracellular matrix
Molecular function (GO): structural constituent of chitin-based larval cuticle
Source: RefSeq, a predicted model, not a curated record